AUGUGACGUCAUCAAAGAGCGACCCCGCAUGUCAGACUGCUGAGGUUUUGACGGCACUUGCUAAGGGUCAGCAUGGCCAGGCUGUGGUCUGAGGGCCACUCCACAUCCAUCCUGUGUGUCGGGGCCUCUUCGUGCCCAGAGGGUCUCCUCGCUUCAGGCGCCGAGGGUGGAGAGGUCACGGUGUGGAGCCAAGAGGGAAACAUCAUAGGCCGUCUCUCUCUCCCUGGUAAAGAGGACUGCACGAGUGUUGUUUUUUCACCUGCAGCUCCGGCCCAGCUGUACGUGUCACACGGAGACGCAGUGAGUGUACUCGACCCCCGAAACCUGAAGGGCCCUGUGGAGGAGUUUCAGGGUGCAGGGGAGGAGGAGAUCAAUUCGUUGGCGCUAAACGAGACGGGUUCAGCCCUGGCGGUGGCUGAUGACUCCGGGGCAGUCCGGGUACUGGAGCUUCCUGGAGGAAAAGUGUUCAGGUCCCUUCGUAGACACACUAACAUCUGCUCUUCUGUGGCUUUUCGGCCUCACAGGCCCAAUAACCUUUUGUCUGCUGGACUUGACAUGCAGGUGAUGCUGUGGGGUUUGCAGAAGACUCGUCCUCUUUGGACUCUCAACCUCCAGGAUGUAGCAGAGGAAGAAGACGACCAUCAGCAGCGUCCCGGUCAGCUGUUCAACCCACCACUGGUCCACUGUGUUUCUGUGGCGAGUUGUGGGAACAUUUUGGGUUGUGCAGCAGAGGACGGGCGGGUGCAUGUGAUGCGGAUCGGCAGCGGCUCUAAACUGGAACAGCAGGGAGCAGUCAAGGCCCACAGUCAGGGGGCCUCACAAGCCCACUUUGUUAGUUUCCUUUCCCACCCUCACUGGCUCGUCACUGGGGGGAAUGACGGCCAGGUCGCCCUGUGGGACCUCAGUAAGCACCCAGUGGUGACUCCGGAGGCAAAGGCCAAAAGUGGAGUGACAGCAGCCCCACGCAGGAAGAGUAAGAGCAAAGCAAAGAGGAAAGAACAAUCCCAGGAUAAAGCAAAGACUCCACCGAAGGUUGAAGCAGAGAAAGAGGAAGUGGAGGAUGAAGUGGCAGCAAGUGCAGAGGAGGUGACGGAGGAGAAGUCUGGACCCAAACUUUGCAUCAGUCACGGGGACAAAGUGAACUGGUUGUGCCCUGUUGUGCUGAAAGGAGAACCCAGCGUGGUGGUCGCAGAUCAGAGCUCCAGUCUGACGGUCUACCCUCUGUCUCAACUGUAGAUUCACACACUUUACAACAUGCUCCUUCAUCUUUAGUUCUCGUCAUAGCAGUACAAUAUUUUGUCUUGCUUGAUUUUUAGUUUACAUUUUUGAAACUUUUUAAGGUGUGCUCAGUACAAAUGUGAAACGGAAUUUUCGCUUUGUGUGGAGUAUUUUGCAACGUGCGAAUAUUCGCCCUGAACAGCCAAUGUGCGUACUCUGUCAGGAAAGGAAGAGGGGCUUACCUCCAUACAUACCACAUACCUUAAACGUUUAUUUCAUCCAUGACCAAAUGAACCAGUUUCUCCAUUUCUGAUUAUUGGUGACAUCAGGAGAAAGUCAACACGGAUUAUUUGAGACAUUUGGACUUCCGAAGAUGCACAUUUGCAUCGACUCUGUAUGUAAUCACGCAGCGUAAAGAAUCCGUCUGCUGUUUGGUCUGAGCACACUUCAGAGUGUACACUCCUGUGUUUGUUGCCUUUAGCACCGGUAGUGUCAUUAUUUGGUCUUGUGGUCUGAUUUGUGAUUCAGACAGUAGGAUCUUGCUCUCCUUUUAAUAAAGCCUGAAUUAUUGUGGGUAGAAAGCACUAAUCAGUCAAAGGUUGAUAUUUACAGAAGCAGAUGAACAUCACAGAAAUCUGUUUGUUUUCACACAAUAUUCAACAAACUACACGUCUAAUUGUUUUUUCGGGUCUAAUUUAAUGCCAGAUUUACUCAUUGAAUAUGGCUGAUUUGUUGUUUUGCAUGCGUGUGUGGUCCUAUAAAAGUCUGUUUGAAAUUAAUUUAGCAAUGUACGCGUUUUUGUGAACUGUAAAAAGUACCACAUCAUAGACAAAAGAAACAUGCAUGUUUAACUGAGUCUGUGGGGCUCAUCUCAAUCCAAACCAGGUGGCAGACAGAACAAACAGUGCUAUAACAGCCACACUUCUGAAGUGCUUGGGGUUUUGUGGUGAUCUUGUUCACUGGGACAUGUUGCUGUUUUUUAAAAAUUAAUCUAAAGUGUGCCUUAGGAUCCAACACCCAGCUGACCCCCAUUUAAUAAUGUGAUUUUUUUGUGCUGUGUUUGCAGAUGAUUACGGCUGAAUCUCUUGAACACAAAGUCUUUAGCUACCAUUUCAGAAAUGCUGUUCCUAUUAAACUGUUAACUUCA
Molecule: messenger RNA, 2365 nt
Organism: Cottoperca gobio
Lineage: Eukaryota; Metazoa; Chordata; Actinopteri; Perciformes; Bovichtidae
Gene: wdr53
Product: WD repeat domain 53
Exons: 3
Coding region: 73-1236 (387 amino acids)
Molecular function (GO): protein binding
Source: RefSeq, a predicted model, not a curated record